GCUAUCUCGCGGAGGACAGCGCCGCUUGCGGCAUUAGCGGAACUACUUUGGACGCCACAUUUUUAACCAAGAAUGGCGUUCUAUCGUUAGCUGAAUUCAUUGUCGUUGUUUUUACCAACCUGCAUUUCAAGCAUGGCAUAACCUUUUAUUCCGUUAUUGUAACCAAAUUGUUUUCAAAGUUCAUGAUUCAUGACAUCUUCAUUAGAAAAAGGAAAUGUUGUGAACCUCCAAAGUGUCUAUGUGAACUUGUAACGCAUUCGUGUCCCCCUUUGAAUGUGACAAAAGUUAAUGAUCAGUUCACAAAAGUUCAUUAUCACGUACUUAAAUGGAUGUUUUGGGAGAUCACUUCAUUUCUUUAAAGGGCAGUCCGGGGAUGAGCAGAAAGGAGAGAGAAGAAAUUGUUAUAAAAGAUGACGAUGAUUUUGAAACAGAAGAUACUACUUCGGAUGAAAACUUGCAGUAUCGAUUUGUUGAAACUAUUCAAAAUGAAGAUAAUGUAGCAUAUCGAGUGGUGGUCAAUGGGUGUCAAUCAGAUAAUGUGAAUCUCUCAUUGGAUCAAUCUGUAAAUAGUCCAGUUCAAUUAGUAGCUUCUCCUCAUAGUGGUCAGAUUUAUGUCAUUAGUAACAGUAACGACGUACUUGCAACACAGACAUCCAAAUCCCUUAAUCCACGGGUUGCUACAUUGCGGAUUGAGAAUCAACGUGAAAUGACCACAGGUACCAAGAAAAGAGAUGAAAGACGAAGGGCUACUCACAACGAGGUUGAGCGCCGAAGAAGGGACAAGAUUAAUAAUUGGAUUUCUAAAUUAGAAAAAUUAUUGCCUGAAUACAGUCAUAAUCUUAAUGGAGAAAAUGACGGCAAGUCGGUCUUUGAGUCACAGAGUAAGGGAGGCAUUUUGGCACGAGCAUGCGAAUACAUUUUAGAACUACGAGAAGCUAAUGAAAACCUCGGACAUGGUCUCAAAGAGAAUGAGCUACUGAUACAAGAAACUAAAUCACUCAGACAACUUGUGCAUCAGUUAAGGAAAGAAAACUCCCAAUUAAAAGCACAACUUCUACCGAAUAAUAAUUCUGUCGUCAGGUCAUAACCCCCACCUGGGGAGCUUAUUGGUAUUAUACAUAUGGUACACAGCAAAGUAUGUUAAUGUUGAACAUUUUCAUAAACUUAUAUUUCAUCAUUUUUCACUGUCUAAAAAAAAUAAAAUCACAUCUCUUUACAAAUUCUUGAUUAGCGUAGGUGGCCCAACUAUAGAUUGGUCCACAAGUAAACAAUUAGAAUUAUAGUUAUAGCUGCACAGUGAGUAAAGAUAUGUAUGUACAAGAAUAAUAUCUCUAUACAAAGGUGAAUUGGGGAAAACCAAGCGAUUAUUUUUUUCUAACAAGUUAUAUUGUGAUACAUAGGCAUAAUAAUGUCAAGCCUGUUUUACAUAACUUCAAUUAUCCUGUUCAAUGGUAUAAAAUUAACAAUAUAUUGUUCACUGGUCUAAGCAUGUACAUAAUGAAAUGAUGGUCCAAUAAAAAUAUAUAGUUAAAAA
Molecule: messenger RNA, 1534 nt
Organism: Orussus abietinus
Lineage: Eukaryota; Metazoa; Arthropoda; Insecta; Hymenoptera; Orussidae
Product: upstream stimulatory factor 2
Exons: 4
Coding region: 326-1087 (253 amino acids)
Biological process (GO): regulation of transcription by RNA polymerase II
Molecular function (GO): RNA polymerase II cis-regulatory region sequence-specific DNA binding; protein dimerization activity; DNA-binding transcription factor activity, RNA polymerase II-specific
Source: RefSeq, a predicted model, not a curated record